AUGUCGCUAUUGAGGCUGAGAUCCCUUGUGCGACCUCGGGGAGUUGUAUCUCUUACAUCGUACCGAUUGUAUUCGGCUCUUCCCACAACCUGCCCAUCGUGCAAUAGACCUCUCCCGACUCGACUUCCUAUCUGUCCCGCUUGCUCACACAUUGCACCUCUCCCGUCUUCAACGAAUUACUACUCCCUGUUUGAUCUUCCCGAAAAUACGUACAAGGUAGACACAAAAGACCUCAGAAACCGAUUUCUCAAAACACAGCGACUUACUCAUCCCGAUGCCUGGUCAGCCAAGCCGGAGAAAGAUAAAGCUGCGGCAGCGAAUUAUUCGUCGUUUGUGAACAAGGGGGCCGAGUACUUGCUUUCAUUACGCGGUGUCGAAAUGGGCGAGACGGACUCGCUGGAAGAUCAACAUUUCAUCAUAGAAAUCAUGGACUCUAGGGAAAACGUGGAAGUAGCCGAAACGAGGGAUGACCUCGAGAGCCUCUUGGAGGAUAAUAAUGCACAAGUACAAGAUGAGAUCAACACGAUCUCCAACGCAUUUGAUCGCGGGUAUCUCCAAACAGCUAAAGAAGCAAGCAUUAGGCUCAAGUAUAGAUUAGGGGUCCAAGACAGCAUAAAUGCGAGACUACACAAUAUGUGA
Rhizoctonia solani is the source of this 639-nucleotide messenger RNA. RefSeq names its product iron-sulfur cluster co-chaperone protein HscB, mitochondrial. Lineage: Eukaryota; Fungi; Basidiomycota; Agaricomycetes; Cantharellales; Ceratobasidiaceae. The coding region runs from base 1 to 639 and encodes 212 amino acids. Gene Ontology annotation, biological process: protein complex oligomerization; [2Fe-2S] cluster assembly. Gene Ontology annotation, molecular function: protein-folding chaperone binding; ATPase activator activity. The transcript is spliced from 4 exons. The record is from RefSeq and is a predicted model, not a curated record. Gene Ontology annotation, cellular component: mitochondrion.